Messenger RNA from Haliaeetus leucocephalus (bald eagle), 1314 nucleotides. RefSeq names its product suppressor of cytokine signaling 1 (gene SOCS1). Gene Ontology annotation, cellular component: phosphatidylinositol 3-kinase complex. Gene Ontology annotation, molecular function: 1-phosphatidylinositol-3-kinase regulator activity. Gene Ontology annotation, biological process: intracellular signal transduction; phosphatidylinositol phosphate biosynthetic process. The record is from RefSeq and is a predicted model, not a curated record. The transcript has a single exon. NCBI's taxonomy places the organism in Eukaryota, Metazoa, Chordata, Aves, Accipitriformes, Accipitridae. Bases 410 to 1033 code for a protein of 207 amino acids.
GUACACAAGCUAACUUCUCAUUGAGAGGGUCCCGUCAUUUGACUCGCUCUAGGUCCGGAUACACUUUCGUGGACUCCUAGCAGGGAAACUGCAUUAUCUGUUGUAGCUGUUAGUGAUCCUUGCUAAGUAUUUUUGGGGCUGUGGACUUUGUCGUAGCGGUAGACUGCUAAUCUUGUCAGAAAGUGAGCGGUUGUUUGCCCAGUGUAAAUUGGCAAAUGAAUAUUUUAUUAUUUUAUAAUGAGUGGGAGGCAUGUGAAUGGAAGACUUGGUCAUUCAGAGAUUGCAGCCGCUUUUCUCUGGGGAUCUCACAUCGUGUCUCUCUUUGGCAUUUCAGAAUAGCUGCUGGAAAGCUGCCCUGCCGUAGCCGCUGACGCUAUGGAAGACCGCAUCCGCUGGUCUAGGCUGUAGGAUGGUAGCGCACAGCAAGGUGUCAGCAGAUAACGCAGUUGCAGCAGACCCGAGAUGUCUACUUGACCCUCCAGCACGGGAUCGUUCGCAGGCUCGAGGCUACCACGGCCCAGGCCGGCCCAGCACUGUGCAGGCACCGAGCAACACACACUUCCGAACCUUUCGCUCGCAAGCGGAUUUUAGUAGCAUCACUCGAGCAAGCAGCCUGCUGGAUGCCUGUGGCUUCUACUGGGGACCUCUGACUGUCAGUGCUGCCCACGAGAAGCUGAAGUCUGAGCCCGAGGGCACCUUCCUCAUCAGGGACAGCACGCAAAAGAACUGCUUCUUUGCCAUCAGUGUUAAGACUGCGACUGGGCCCACCAGCAUCCGGAUAAACUUUCAGACUGGGCGUUUCAGCCUGGAUGGCAGCAAAGAGACUUUUGACUGUCUGUUUAAGCUGCUGGAACAUUACCUAAGCUCCCCGAGGAAGGUACUGGUUACCCCCCUGCGCAAAGUCCGUGUGCAGCCCCUGCAGGAGCUCUGCCGGAAGAGCAUUGUGAAGACUUUUGGAAGAGACAACUUAAACCAGAUCCCCCUCAAUCCUGUUUUAAAGGACUAUCUGAAAUCCUUCCCAUUUCAGAUAUAAGUACAGCAUUAACUGUAUAGGGACACGGGAGAUGCGUAAAGAAAUCCAGCUUCCUGGGUUUUUAAACAUGUUUGACAGCGAGCAAACUUAUUUUUGUAGCAAUUUACUGUAUUUUGGGAUGCAACUUGAACACUUGACUUCUUAUGUUUACAAAAACUGUUUGCACAAACCUGGGGUUCUAAAACCCUGGCAUAACUUUUCUGCCAAGCAGAAUAUUUUAUUAUUUUAUAAUAUUUUUAAUGAUAUUAACGUAAUAAACUUUAUUGUGAAAGUUUUUAAAA